ACCCACGGCCAGGGGCGCUACUGCCGCCGGACGGCGUUCUGCCACCGCCGUGACUCCCUCGGCCGGAUGCAGUGCCGCGACAUCCACGGCCCUUCCCGGGCGGAUAACCAUGCAAUUGAUAGCACUGAUCCACGGAAUGGCCGUCUUUUCCACAAUGUGUGCACGAAUAAUGGGGGGGUCUCCACGACCCAAGGUAGGAGCGGGACGCUGCAUGGCAAAGGCGAGAGCGUCCGUACGGUCAUCUCGGCCACGGACAAUGCUCUUAUGCCGUUCCUCUUGAACGAUGAGUGCAUAAGCCCGGUGUAUGUCCGGAACAG
Cuscuta campestris is the source of this 317-nucleotide messenger RNA. The record is from the annotation of a GenBank genome assembly. Lineage: Eukaryota; Viridiplantae; Streptophyta; Magnoliopsida; Solanales; Convolvulaceae.